Sycon ciliatum is the source of this 2185-nucleotide messenger RNA. RefSeq lists its product as uncharacterized. The transcript has 2 exons. Bases 108 to 1940 code for a protein of 610 amino acids. The record is from RefSeq and is a predicted model, not a curated record. NCBI's taxonomy places the organism in Eukaryota, Metazoa, Porifera, Calcarea, Leucosolenida, Sycettidae.
CUCAAAGCAAGACAUUUAUUUCCUUCUUGGAAGGCAAGGGUUGUCACAGUUUGCUGUUGUGUAUAAGUAGCAAGUUAGUUAGAGAUCAGUAAGCAGCUGACACAAUCAUGCCAAGCAACGCUCAUUGUAUCGUCCCUGGCUGCUCAAAUCGUAAAAGCAGCUGCAAGUUUGGUUUGUUUGAAACUGAUGAUGCGAACUCGCAAGGACGAAAAGUGUUUGUGAAGCGUCGUCUAUGUGGAUCAGACCUGGCUCGUGUUGGCUGCGGAGGAACAGCAGAGGUCUGUAAAGCUGUAUCUUUUCAUCGUUUGCCUAAAGAUUCGGAUCGACGCCGGCAUAUCAGGGCCGAGUGGCUUGCCAAAAUACCAAGAGUCAACACUCCUCUUUCUGGAAACUCGUAUGUCUGUGGGGUGCACUUUCCUGGUGGUCGACCUGUGACGGAGGACGAGCCACCUUCCCGUUUCUUGGACAAAGCCGUCGUAGUGAAGAGGAAGAGCCGUGUUUCGACAGGCGAAGUCAGUCGACCCGUUGAAGCGAUUGAUAUUGAUGACGAUGUUGAUUUACCAGUCACAGAUGAAUCGGUGCCUGAGGCUGCAACACUUUUAGCUGACCAUGAUUAUGGUGAAGUUCCCGUUCUCCAAGAGAACAAAAUAAAGACUUUGGAAGCACAAGUGGCUAAGUUGCGGUCCCAGUUGGAGCAGGCCUUGUACAAUUUGGAUGAAUCGGAAGAAGCUUUGCGGAAAUGCCAACUCCAUUACUCGAACAUCCGACAUGACAACAAGAUUGUACUGUUUUACACGGGCCUGAGUUCUCUGGCGUUUGACUUGUUGCUGGAUCAGUUGCGGUGUGGAUGUCAAGACAUGUGCUUUGCUACUAAAGUGCCAGCUGAUUUCCUUGGCCAGGACAGCCGUGGCAGACGAAGAGCAUUGGUGUAUGAAGACGAGUUGCUAUUGACCCUUGUCAAACUUCGGCAUACUUUCCCUGAGUCAGAUUUAGCACUGCGAUUCGGAAUAGAUCAAUCCACGGUGUCCCGAAUAUUUUCAACGUACAUUCGUUGCAUGUACUUCUCUAUGAAAGAAGUGGACAUUUGGCCGAGCGGGGCUCUGAUUGAUCGCUACAUGCCCGACGUCUUCAAAGACAAGUACCCACGCACCCGGGUAAUUAUUGACGCAACAGAGUUUCCCAUUGAGAAGCCAGCCAACCCAACUGUACAAGCAGCCACCUGGUCGAAUUACAAAAACAGGAACACUUUCAAACUGUUAGUUGGUGUGACACCUACCGGUGCAAUAUCGUUUCUGUCUCCUCUUUAUGGCGGGCGCAUUUCUGAUAAGAAACUGACAAAGCGAAGUGGGCUAAUGAAGUUGAUGGAGAAGGGUGAUGCCAUCAUGGCCGACCGUGGUUUCGACAUUGCCGAUCUGCUACCGGAGGGUGUCGAUCUCAACAUACCCCCGUUUCUUGGUUCUCGAGAUCAGCUUGAUGAAGAAGAGGUGAUCGAAACUCGGCGUAUUGCUAGCGUGCGUAUUCAUGUGGAGAGAGCAAUGGAAAGGAUCAAGAACUUCAGGAUAACUCACUUCUUAUCUUCCGUGUUGUGCCCUUUGGCUGAGCAGAUCAUAUUUGUGUGUGCAUUCCUCACUAACUACAUGGAGCCCCUGGUACCUCCGCCUGUUAGUAAGCCAUCGACACAGUCUGCACACUUUUCUUCUGCUGCUACGAACGUGCCAUCUCCUGUAGCUGCUACUGCUGCUGCUAUCAGCGUGCCAUCUUCUUCUGUAGCCGCUGCUGCCUAUGUGACCACUCCCGUAUGUUUGUUUUGCAAGCGCUCAGAUGGCCCACUUCUUAGAGUUUGUAGGUCUUGUAACUCACGCUACCACCAUAUGUGUCAGAAUGAUGAUGAAGAUGGGCGUCUAUGUAAUUCUUGCUUUAUGACCAGGCCGCUCUGUUGAAAGCUUUUUGCGCAUGCCGAUAUUCCUACGUGGCCUCGGUAUUUUCUUCCCCUCUUUUCUUUGUGUUAUGUUGUGAGUAAUGGUGCCCCUACACAAUGAUGCUUAUUUCACUCAGGACUUCGUACUUCGAAGUAGAAGUAGUGAUGCUCCUAUUUGUCUGUUUGUGCUGUUCACCAGGUAGGAAAUGUGGCCUGUGACUGCUGCAAGUGCCGCUUACUUUGAAGUAAAUACGAAUACUCAUGUAA